AUGUCGAAUGGUUUGCCUCUUACUGCGGCCGAUGCAAAACGCCUUGUAGAAAAUCUGUUGGGUGAUCUAAGGACAUUGUCGACAGAGGCGAAGAAAAAACAGGUUCAAGUCAAAGAGGCAGCUGAAUCAGGCCUUGUGAAGAUUCGUAACAUCAACUCGGCAUCAAAUGAACAAAAUCUUGCAAAAAACUUGAGAUUAGCAAGUUCGGAACUUAUUCAACCUUUAAUGAUGGGAUGUGCCAGUAAAAAUUCUCGACUAGUACAGGUUUCACUGCAAGCCGUGCAAAGAAUGGUGCAACAUGGGAUGAUUGAACCUGCUUCUGCGCCUGCAAUUGUUAACGAGCUGUGGCAGCUAAUGGAGGCCGAGUGUGAAGAAUUAAGAGUUUUACAGACUCUGACAUAUCUCGUCAGCACAGAAUUGCUAGUAACUGGGUCCUGGCUUGCAAAGUGCUUGGUUAUGUGCUUUCGUUUAAAUUUUGCAAAGGAUCCCAUCGUUAUUAACACAGCUUCGGCUACCGUUCGACAGAUGGUUAGCUCUGUGUAUGAAAGGAUCUUAAAAGAAGACAGUUCAAAGAACGUUCCUCUACCUAACAUGUAUUAUAGUGCUAAAUCCAAGUUGUGGAGUCCUCCAUCUACUUUGAAACCUUGUGCGGCAGACGGGUAUAUGCUGUUUCAGGAUCUCUGCCUGUUGAUUAAUGGUGAAGAACCGCACUGGCUAGGCGGCAUACGAGAAAUGACUCGUACUUUAGGGUUAGAACUGGUUGAGUCUGUUUUGGCCGGCUAUUAUCAGCUAUUUUUUGAGCAUCCUGAAUAUUCGCAACUUCUGAAAGAUCAAGUUUGUCCACUUAUCAUUCGACAGUUUGCUCCAAAUCAAAAAAACAUCCAGCAUCCUCAUUCUUUAUCCUCUCGAACUUCAAUUGAAUCUGCCUCUAUCGGACAGUUACCGAGCUCUCCAGAACGCCCUUAUUUUCCAAUAUCAAUGAGACUUUUGCGUGUUGUUGUAGUACUUAUCACACAUUUUUAUAGCCUACUUGUCACCGAAUGUGAAAUUUUCCUCUCUCUAUUAGUGAAAUUUUUGGAAUCCGAUAAGCUAGACUGGCAGCGGCCAAUAACUCUUGAAGUUUUACACAGAAUUAUCGUCCAACCGGAUUGGUUCUGUAAACAGUAUGAUUCACGUUCUGGUUCUACAAAGGUAAUAAACACAAUGAUCUCAGUCCUCGCAAACUACAUUCAAGCUUCGUUAUUAAGACCUAGUUCCUCCAAUACAGAUGAGGAACAGUUUGAAGUUGGGAAUCAGUUGGUUGGUCAAACCGGGUUUCUUUACAGGAGGAUUUGGAUUCCUUUAGAUCAGACCAUUUCACCAAAAAAAUCGAUUUUGUACGAACUUGAUUCUUUGGACAAACAUGAUGCUAUUGUUUUGCCAGAAGGAUAUUCUCUUUCACUGGCGUAUUACUGUAUAAUCAAUGGCUGUCAGUGUCUUUACCAGGCGUAUGAGUUAAACCUUCCUAUGUUUAGCAAUGAUGAAACCGUGAGCGACCAAUUAGUUAAAUGCUUUGAUAUUAUUGCAACCUUGGCUUGUCGUCUAAAUCACAAUGCUGGUAGAGAUGCUAGUAUAGUUGCUCUCUGUAAAUUGGCUUUACCUGUUGGGUACUUUGCCAAAGUGCUCAGUAACGUUAGCGGAACAAAUAUUUCGAAUGGCUCUCCUGGCAGUUCAGAAAAGUGUCCUGCAUUGACUGCGAAAAAUCUGCAAGUUAUACGUACCAUAAUUAUAUGUGCUGAAAAAAAUGGACAGCAACUCAACGAUUGUUGGCAUCUAGUUUUAACCACUCUACAGCAUGUGGUAUGGAUAUUAGGGAUGAAACCAAACUUAUUAGAAGGUUUUCGAAGUGAUGGUAUUCUUUCAUCUUCUCUUUCGCCUUGUUUUUUAGUUUUUUUGAAUCACUGUCUUCAGGCAAAGAUGCUUAACAAUUUAUUCGAAUCCACUUCCAAACUCGACGAUGUCGCUCUUCAUCAUGUUAUUGCUGCUUUAUGCAAGUUGUCGUCUGAAGCAAUGAUCGUCUCAGAAAGUGGAAGUCGAGAACCUUCUUACUUUCCCGUAGCGAAAUUACAGCAGACUGGAAUGGUCAAUCUUUCAAGAAUUGCUGUUUUUUGGAAACCUGUUACCGCUCACCUGAUUGACGUUUCUGGACAUCCUAACUCUAAUUUUCGUGAGUGGGGUGCUCAAGCACUUACUGUUCUAGUAAAAAGUGCGAUGAAGUCUGCAGUGUAUGGUGAUAGCGUGGCUAAAAGGCAACAACUGAUUUUGGCGCCGCUCUUAUCGAUGUGUGAAAUCGAGUACCCAGAUGUCCGUCGGAAGCAAAUGGAAUGUUUAAUGAAUUUGCUGCAGUCAUCUGGUCAGCAGUUUGCUUCUGAACAAUGGCCUACGGUUAUUGAAAUUCUAGCCUCUAUUGUAAGCACACGAUUUCAAAGUUAUGAAGCAGUGGCUUUGAUGGUAACAGAUUUUCUGGAUUUACUCCCUCUGGAGUGUAUUCAGAUGUUGGUGGAAACUGACGCUAAAUAUGGUGCACAACAGCGUGAACUUAAUAUAUCGCUUUCUGCACUAGGUCAAUUGUGGACCAUAUCAGAUUAUAUUUAUCGUAAGAGCUCAAAACUAACCGAAAAUGAGAGUGAAACAAUAUGGCUAGUAUUGUAUAACUGUUUGUCCGAGCUCUGUGUUGAUUCGCGUCCUCCUGUGAGAAAAAGCGCUUGCCAGACUCUUUUGCAAACCAUUAGUGCCCAUGGACGUUCUCUGAAACCGAACACAUGGAAGCAUAUGCUGUGGAAGAUUCUUUUUCCGAUGUUAGAUAAAGUUCGAGCUUUAACUCGAAGUGCCUCCACCGUUCCAUCAAAUAUUCUUAUUCACCAUUCACGAGAUACUGAAUAUAAACAGUGGGCUGAAACCUCUGUACAGACUCUUGGAGGCAUUGUCAAAAUUUUCAACACGCAGCGAAACUUAUUAAUCGCUUUUGGCGAUUUUGCUGCUGCGUGGUCCACUUUGCUACAGUAUAUUGAAUAUCUAGCUCUAUCUGGUAACCCAGAAAUGUCGCUUGCGGGACUGAAAAGUUUUCAGGUUUAUAUUCGAUCAGUAAUAUCGCUUAAAAUAACAAAAUUCAUUCUGAUUGUUGUGCUAAAAAAGCCCUAUGGUGGAUUGAAAAAAUUUUUUAGAGAGACAGCAAUCCCUCCAUACUAUGUCCCAGGUCCAGCCCACCUAACAACGUUGUUACAAAUCUUUGGACCGCUCUUUGAGCAUGUUAAAAAACGGAUCAAUGUUAGUGAGUUAAAGGAAGAUGGAUUACCUUCUGUAUUAAAGAGCGUUAUCGGAGCUCCCUUUUGUACGGACCAAGCUCCAUUUGUGAUUUCAACAGGAGAUAUUAGUCCGACCCAAGAGGCGGUUAUGCAGUGCAUUAAAAUCACUUAUAGGGUUAUGGAUACGGGCUCUUCACUUCGUCAAGCACUUCCCGACUUAAUACGCUUACUGCUUGACUUCUCAAUUCUUGCCGUUCAAGUGCCUUAUCCCAAUUUUCUAGGGGGCAAGAUCAAGGACUGGUGGGUGCAGAAUGUUGUCCCAUUUGCAGAACUUUGUUUGCGUACGGGUGUCGAAUUUUAUGCAUAUACAGCUCAUUAUCACGAAAUUGUUCAGGCUACAGUAUUUGUGGAUAUUGUAAAAGCGCUUGCGGUUCCUAUGAAACUAAAAUACAAUUGCUUUUCUCGGACAACGUGGAAAGCUGCUGUAUCCGCGUUUAUUACUGCAUUACGCCUAGGAUUACCAAUUGCGAGGCAGCAUGCUGCUUUGUUUCGAGAGUUAUGGCCGUUGUUAGCAGAUACGCUCUACUCGUUUCUUUUCAACACAUCUCGAUCUCCAGUCCCUUUAAACGCUGACGAGCGUCGGCGGCAUGAGUUCAUAGACUGUCAACUUAUCGAGCUGAUCAGAUCAGAGGUUUUACCUAACGUUAGUCAAUUUCCUAAAGAAUUUGUUCAAAAUAUUAUUGAUCUGCUGAACCGUGGUUCUAUUAGCACCUUGGAUCCUCGUGACGUUUUAGGUGAGGAGUAUUUUUUGUUUUUGCAUGUGGUGAAGAACUUGAAGACUUGUUGCAGUAAAAGUGAUGGGACAAGUAGAGAAACUCACGGGAAAAAGGCUGUCGAGGAACCUUCAGAUCUUGGGUUAUCAGCAAUCAAUUCUUUACUCUCUAGGUGUAAACAGGUAGAGGUUUAUACUGUUCUUUUUUUUGACUCGUUUCGUAGUAUCUAG
Molecule: messenger RNA, 4287 nt
Organism: Enterobius vermicularis (human pinworm)
Lineage: Eukaryota; Metazoa; Nematoda; Chromadorea; Rhabditida; Oxyuridae
Source: the annotation of a GenBank genome assembly